UUCGGAUUCGGUCAAUCCACCGAUGUGGACAUCGUAUUUGAUGCGGAAAAUCGUAAAUUGGCCGUGAAAACAGAAGACAGCAAAAAGGAAAAGUAUCUGCUGUACUACGACGGUGAAACGGUGUCCGGCAAAGUGAAUGUAACGCUACGGAAGCCGGGCAGCAAACUCGAACACCAUGGUAUUAAGAUCGAAUUGAUUGGACAAAUUGAACUGUACUACGAUCGUGGUAAUCAUCAUGAGUUCACAUCGUUGGUGAGAGAAUUGGCCCGACCCGGCGAUUUGAUCCAGAACACUAGUUAUCCGUUCGAAUUUGCAAAUGUGGAGAAGCCAUUUGAGGUGUAUGUGGGCUCAAAUGUGCGGUUGAGGUAUUUUUUACGUGUGACGAUUGUGCGCCGCAUCAGUGAUAUUGUGAGGGAAAAUGAUAUUGCGGUCCAUACACUUUGUAGUUAUCCGGAAAUGAAUUGUCCGAUCAAAAUGGAAGUUGGCAUCGAAGACUGUUUACACAUAGAAUUUGAGUACAAUAAAUCCAAAUACCACAUAAAGGAUGUCAUAGUCGGAAAGAUCUACUUCCUGUUGGUACGCAUUAAGAUUAAACACAUGGAAAUAGCGAUUAUGAAACGGGAAACAACUGGAUCUGGUCCGAACACGUUCACGGAAAAUGAAACCAUAGCCAAGUAUGAAAUAAUGGUCGGCGCUCCCGUCAAAGGUGAAAGCAUGCCGAUCCGAGUGUUUCUGGCCGGUUAUGAUCUCACACCAACGAUGCGUGAUAUAAACAAAAAGUUUUCGGUGAGAUAUUUCCUGAAUCUGGUGCUGAUGGACACGGAGGAUCGUCGUUACUUCAAGCAACAGGUGAUUUCGUAGACGGUCUAGCCGA
Molecule: messenger RNA, 874 nt
Organism: Bradysia coprophila
Lineage: Eukaryota; Metazoa; Arthropoda; Insecta; Diptera; Sciaridae
Product: vacuolar protein sorting-associated protein 26B-like
Source: RefSeq, a predicted model, not a curated record